Molecule: messenger RNA, 717 nt
Organism: Elgaria multicarinata webbii
Lineage: Eukaryota; Metazoa; Chordata; Lepidosauria; Squamata; Anguidae
Gene: DYNLL1
Product: dynein light chain LC8-type 1
Exons: 3
Coding region: 199-468 (89 amino acids)
Biological process (GO): intraciliary retrograde transport; motile cilium assembly
Cellular component (GO): cytoplasmic dynein complex
Molecular function (GO): dynein intermediate chain binding
Source: RefSeq, a predicted model, not a curated record
AGCGGCCGGCCGAGGCGGCACUCGAAGUCUGUCUGUCGCGGGCGAAGGCGAGCAGGGCGGCUGAGCGCGCGCGGGCCUCUCCUCAGUUCGUUACGCGACGGGCGAACCGGACGAGCGCGGAGGGGACAACUUGCUCGUCCGCUCCACCAACAUCCCUUCCCGCCGUCCUCGGAAGCAGCCCAGCAGCACACGGUAACCAUGAGUGAUCGAAAAGCUGUGAUCAAGAAUGCGGACAUGUCUGAGGAAAUGCAGCAGGACUCUGUGGAGUGUGCUACACAGGCCUUGGAAAAAUACAACAUUGAGAAGGAUAUUGCUGCCCACAUAAAGAAGGAGUUUGACAAGAAAUACAAUCCUACUUGGCACUGCAUUGUGGGACGAAAUUUUGGCAGUUAUGUGACUCAUGAGACAAAACACUUCAUCUACUUCUACCUGGGUCAAGUUGCUAUUCUCCUCUUCAAAUCUGGUUAGAAUAUGGGACUGUUACACCCAAAUAUGCAUUCGGUUACAGGACUGCACGCUAAUUCCAAAUAGACUGAAGUCUUCAGCCUUCCCCAGGGAACAUACCUUGAUCUUCAAGCCUUUUGUUUUAACGGACAGGUACUCCUCUGUACCAAUUUGUGUUUUUGUUGUGGCCAUAAAAAAAUAGCAAAAAAGUGAACUUGUAUGUAUUUUCUUUCUUUCAAAAAGUUCCUUUUUCUAAUAAAACUGUUGGGCAUA